Molecule: messenger RNA, 6819 nt
Organism: Dreissena polymorpha
Lineage: Eukaryota; Metazoa; Mollusca; Bivalvia; Myida; Dreissenidae
Product: rab-like protein 6
Exons: 15
Coding region: 180-2636 (818 amino acids)
Cellular component (GO): nucleus; cytosol
Molecular function (GO): GTP binding; GTPase activity
Source: RefSeq, a predicted model, not a curated record
UAUUUACUUAUUGAUUGGCAUUAUAGGCUUGCAUAUCUUAUUUGCAGAAAUAAAAUAAGAAACUAUUUUUUGUCAAAGAUAGAUGUUCUUCGGCAACUUCCUGGUUGACACUUUACAGAUAUCAGCUUUUGUAGCACUUCGAAAUAAGGGUGUAAAAUGCAAAAGUGACAAGCUGCAGAAUGCCAAUAUUUCAAAAGCUGUUCAGCAAUGCCGACGAGAAAGGCAAGCCUGCUGUCACGCCUCCUGGGACUCAGGCUAUGGGGGCAUCACUGCAGAGAAAGUUUGCAAAGGGAGUUCAGUACAACAUGAAAUUAAUCAUCAAGGGCGACAGGAAUGUCGGGAAAACAGCUCUUUUUCAAAGGCUUCAAGGGCAGAAAUUUCAUGAAGAAUACAUACCAACUGAUGAAAUUCAGGUGGCCAACAUUCAGUGGAACUACAAGACCACAGAUGAUGUUGUGAAAGUAGAAAUAUGGGAUGUCGUGGAUAAAGGAAGGAAGAAAAAGAAAAAAGAAGGCCUUAAACUUUCUACUGCGGAGGAUGAGCUGGAUGAUGAACCGUGCCUGGAUGCCAACUUUGUGGAUGUGUACAAAGGGACCAAUGGCGUGGUCCUGAUGUAUGAUAUUACCAAACAGUGGACAUAUGACUAUGUAGAAAAAGAGUUUGAGAAAAUCCCUGCCAACAUUCCGGUGCUGAUUCUUGGUAACCAUAGAGAUAUGGGUCACCACAGAACUGUCCUUGAAGACAAGGCUCGGUACUUUGUGGAAGGCCUGCAGAGACCGGCUGGAUCAGGACAGGUCCGGUAUGCAGAGUCCUCCAUGAGAAAUGCGUUUGGCCUGAAGUACAUCCACAAGUUCUUCAAUUUGCCAUUUCUGCAACUUCAGAGAGAGACGUUACUGAAUCAGCUGCGAACUAACGAGCACGACAUGCAGUCAACGCUAGAAGAGCUUGACAUUCACGAGGAGUCUGAGGAACAAAACUAUGAUGUUUUCAUUGAGUUUCUGGGCAAAAAGCGUCGUGAGAACCAGGAAGCUCAAGGCGUUAAGGGAGUUGUGCCUGCACCUAAACCUCAGAGCUUACCCACCAAACCCACCACCCUGCCCAAUGUUCCUAGAUCAAUAUCAGCACCUGCCAUACACAAAUCUGCCAUUACACCAGAGUCCAGCAAUACCCUUACUACGCCAACCCCCACCAAGGCUACCACCUUGUCAUUAGCCAGCUCUCCCAUCACAGAGGUCGCAGAAGUCAAUGUCACUGAUGGCGGGAAGGCGUCGGCUCCAAACACCAGUGAGCAUACCAAGGGGUCGUCUCAAAAUGCAGAAAAAUCCAGUGAGCUGGCAAAGGGGUCGUCUCAAAAUACUGCUCAGAAACCUCCUGAGCAGAAGACAGGGUUCUUCUCAAAAUUAUUCAACAAGAAAACAGCUCCCCAGCAGGCAAAAGCCCAAGAAACAAAAGAUGAGGUGGUUGCUGAACCUGAGGUCCCGGUGAAGAGUGUAGAUGACUUUGUGCCGGAGACCGGUGGCCUUGACAACUUCCUUGACGAUGCCAGGGAGGUCAAGGACACACCCAGUGUAGACAAGGACAACAGUGAUAGUGACGAGGAUGCUGGGAACCCGAUGGUGGCAGGUUUCCAAGACGAGCUUGACUCUGAAGACGAGAUGGUAGCCAGCUCCUCAAUGACGCAGGUGGGAACCAGUCGUCUUUCAGUGGCACCCGACCUUGACCUCUCUAGUGAUGAUGAGAGUGGUCUCCCCUCCAGUAAUGUGCAUGUUGUCCAGUAUAGCCAAGACUUGUCAUCAGACGAUGAUGUGAAAAAAAGUGCAAAGAAAGACAUUGUGAAUAAUGUUUCUAGAAAAACGGACACCAAAGUUAAAUCAAAACAAAAGUCAAUGUCGUCGGAUAGUGAAACGGAGGAAAUUAGUGUGAGUAAAGAGGAUUCUCAUUUGACUAAAGCUAAAUCACAUUCUGACCUGGACAGUGAUACAGAAUCCGCUCGUGGUGAUAAUGGCAAUAAAUAUUCUAGUCAAGUACAUGAAGAGGUUGUUUCUAGUACAGCAAGUACUCUCAAUGCAAGUUCUCGGAAGAUUUCUUCAGAUUCCAAUAAUUCUGACCAUAAAACAGUGGUAGCCAAUCAAAAGACUUCUAAAAUUAAACCAACCAAUCAGAACUCAGAUUCAGAUUCAGACGACACUGGUGCCCAAGUUGCUGUGUUACAAGACACAGACAUCAAUCCAGAUGAUUUUGGUGGUGCUGACGUCUUUAAUGAUUGGCUAAACAAGCAGGAAGAGGCAGCCAAGUCACCAAAGGUCAUACAUGAGGUUGCAGAGAAAGGUGAAGGGCAUUCCACAAAGAAGAGUAAAAAAAAGGCAGCAAACAGUUCAGAUGCAAAUGAGGAGCCUGAAAAGGAGGCCAAGAAAAAGAAGAAAAAGAAAGUCAAGGACACUGACGAACCUGAGAAGAAACAUCGCAAAAAGGAUCGAAGCAAGGGAGAAAAAGAGAGCAAAGACAAGGAUCGUGAUGGAGAGAAGAAGAAAAGGAAGAAGAAAAAGGAGGCGACGGCUCAAAGUAACGACAUGGAUGACUUUGAGAAGUUCCUGGCAGAUGAUAAAGCAGAUGGGAAAAAUUAUGAAGCAUUUUAGGAGUUUUGGAGUUUGUAAACAGUAAAAAAAAAUGUGUUCAAGUAUAAACAUUUGUUGAAUAAAAAUGUAUUGGAUUUCCAUGGCUAUACAACUGAACCAAGCCUAUCUUAGCACUUAGGAAGUUAAAAUAUACUUUCAAUCAAAUUUGAUAGUGAUAUAAAAAACUUUGCUUACUUAAGUGAUGCAAAGAAUACUACAUGUUCAUCCUUCACGAUGCCUAAAGGAGUCUAUUGAUUGUUAAUACGUUAUUAUAUUUUGAGAUAUAUAAUAUUCUUAUAUUUAAAAUUUAAAGGUUGCUUAAGAAGUAGGUAAUAUUUUAUUUAGCACUGUGUAAAAUAUUGAUCACUAUAAAGAGUUUUGCCAGGGACACUUAGUGUGUUCAUGAAAAUAGUAGUACAUGUAGUUAUCAAGUCGUUAUGAAUGAAAUCUGUAUGACAUGAAAUAUUCCUUCAAGCAUGGGGCUAUCAAAAGGUUACUGCAGUGUGAUCAAAUUCUAAAGAAGUGCAUGGGGUUGAAUCCUGCUUAAGGCAUGUAUCAAAACCAUUAUAUCCAGGCUUUGUUGAGCUUUUUCUUAAUGUUUGUGCGUACAGCUCAUUGUUACCAGAUAAAUACGGUAUAUGAACUAAAUGUUGGAACAUGUAUUGUUUUACUAGUUGUUUAUAUAUUAGGAAAUGAUGGUCAAUAUGCCACAUUAAGAUAUGCGGUUUUAACUGAACCUCAUAGUUGAUAAAGUUGUUGAUACACUUGUUCUUAGUUUUUGUUCUCAUGUUGUUAUUGUUAAAUGUUAUUUGUGGAUUGAAUUGUGUAUUGCUUCUUUAAUGAGUUAAUUUAUUUUGUUUAGUUACUAGUUCAAACACUUAAUAUUAUGCAAAAACUAAUUAAAGGCAAAAGGUACAUACAUGUAUAAAUAUCAAUAUUUAAAACUUACAUUUUCAAAUGUUCAAAGGACUAAAUUACAAUGACAUUUUCAUAUUCAUGGAAGCAUUAUUUGUCAGCAAAUUGUGAAACAGGGUAAUCACUUUGAUUUGUUUUAUGUUACAACAACUGUGAUAGUUUUAAUUUAUACAGAAAAAGAAUAUGAAGUAUUGAUGCCUCUAGAAGAGUGUAAGGCCAAGUAUAUGUGUCUUUGUUACAAUUUGGCUUUUUGCAUAUCAAUAAAAGGUGUGUUUACUAUGUACUCAAUAUUUGAUUGUUAUCAACCAAACCUAACUGCUAAGCUAAAUAAUGGAAUAAUUUCCGUGGUUCUGUUGUUGUCAUUAAGAGUGUUAAUAACACAUUUAUAGCUUACAAAGGUUAAAAAAUUGCAUGCAUAUCAUCAUAACUUUGGGAUUAAGAUGUUCAGUCUAGUUUGGAAUAUGGAAGAUUAGUACAAGAAUUGAAGCUGUCAUAUCAGAAUCAACAUUGACCCUUGUUACAUGGUUUUAUGGGUAAUUCAGCAUGAGUAUCUCUAGUAGUACCAUUUUAUGUACCGAUAUUUGUUUUCAUAAAGUCUUCUUACCGCCAAACUUACCAGUUACAAUACACUUGUUGCAAAUUCACAAACAUAUAUGCAAAAUAAUCUUAGUAUUUUAUUGUUGCUAUUGUUGCUUAAGUUAUUUUAUUAAGGUAUUUUAAUCAACAAAAACAUUUAUAUGCAUGUAAAAUUAUCACUCAGCAAUUUUUAUAUGACACAGACCUUUAUGCAUCUACUGUUUUAUUUGAAAUGCGAAGAUUAGUUUCUUGAUAGAGGUUACAUCUAUUUAAUAUUCCUGCUGAAAACUGAAGCAGUUCUAUUAAAGUUAUCAAACUUCUAAACCUACAAGAAAAAAGUAUUGGUAUCUAUAAUAAAAGAAAUAAAUCAAGCUUAUAAAUUAGGUGAAGAAAGUAUUCAGGUUAAGGUUAAUUUUUGCAACUUCAUGAUAUCAGUGUUUUUUAAUUUGUAUAUGCUGAUAGAUUGUGUAUUCAUUUGUUAUAUUGACACUGCUUUUUUGUUUCAGAGUCAGUUAAUUGUUAAAUAUUGUAUGCAAUGUGUUUUUAAAUUUACCAACAAUCGUCAUUUAUAACACAAUAUGAAUAGGUCGCAGUGGCGUAGCCGAUAUGGUGUCUGUGUAGCGAUCUGGAGGUCACAGGCUCAAUCGAUUAUUAUCCCCACCAUGGGAGUGUUCUUUAGAUCCCCACCCAAAGACAUCAAGUACUGGGUCUAAGCAGGAAACCGUCUCGAGAGCAUUUCAAUAAGCCCUAGGCUUUGAUUGCAAUUGAUAUCAGAUAAAUGGGUUUAACAAAAAAAAUAUAUAACUGAAUAUAUAAGAUAAAUAUCAUAUGGUUGUUUUGCAUAGAAAGUGCUCAGUUAAAAUAUAUGACAUGUCAAAUAGGGUUGUGCAAUUGUACAAAAAAAAUUGCCUUGACAUUUUGAAUUCUCAUAAUCAAUUACACUAUCUGUAAAUGCUUCAGACGUAAUUUUGACACUUAUUGUGAUUGUGUGCAUCUUGAUGUACAUUUUGUUAGAAAACCCUAUCUAAGCAAAGGAAGAAAGUUUUGUUUUAAAUAACACUACAUUACAUGUAUACAUGCAUAGUAAAUUAAUAAUUGUCAAUUAAAGCUGAUAAAAUAAAGAAGCAUUCUCAUCUCUUUUUUACUGUAUUUUGCAAAACAUGUGUAACUUAUAUCGCUUUAAAAAUACUCAUAUUGGAAGGUCAGAAUUUUCCAAAUAGUUGAUGCAUUUUUUUACCAUCCAUAAUGUUAUAAAUAUGUGUCCUGUCAAAGAAAAUAUGUUUGUAUUUUUUGGGUUUGGUUAAAUAAUAAUUAUCUCAAAUAUUUAUUGAUUUUUUUCCAAAAAAAGCAAAUUCGGUGGUAAAAUGCUUUCAGAUUCUGUUUAGACAGGUUAGUCAAUCUAACAUCUAAUACAUCUGAUAAAUUACUUACUAUAUUUAUUGAUUUUUUUAGCCAAAUAAAUAUUUAAAAUCCAUCUCUGUUAUGCCUAUUUUAUGUAUUUGUGUGCAUUAAACGACUGCUCUGUUUCAAUUUCUAGCUCACCUGAGGAAGAUGUGCUAAAUGAGAGUGAUUGUGAUCACCCUAUAUCUAGCAUCUUGCUGUGUACAUUUUCAACAUUAAGCUUGUUACCACUCUUGAGGCAAAAUUGAGCUUGAUUGGUCAUUAUUGGCUCGGGUACUACUUACAUGUAACCCAGGUACUUUCAUGCACCUCAGGUACGGUAAAUAUACUUAAACGUACCCGGUCUAUAUUAGACUAUAUCUGAGUGAUUUCAUGCCCAACAUCCGAUGUUGUAAAAGGCGCUACCGAUUACUGAAAACGAUAUUGUUUAUCUUAAACAAACUGUUCUUUUAAAAAAACUGCAUCAACAUGCUUUUUAUGCCCCCGGAUUGGAUGAUGGGGGGUAUAUUGUUUUUGGCCUGUCUGUCUGUCUGUCAUUCUGUCCCAAAACUUUAACCUUGGUUAAAGUUUUGAGAUAACUUUCGCAAUAUUGAAGAUAGCAACUUGAUAUUUGGCAUGCAUGUGUAUCUCAUGGAGCUGAACAUUUUGAGUGGUGAAAGGUCAAGGUCAUCCUUCAAGGUCAAAGGUCAAAUUUAUGGCUUCAAAGCAGCACAGUAGGGGGCAUUGUGUUUCUGACAAACACAUCUCUUGUUGAGCAAGAGUUUCAGUAAUAUAGAGGUCAUUUAACAGAAAACUGACAUAAAUGUGAAUAUAAUUAAUUUAAAAAAACAAACCGACAGGGACGAUUUAGCGUUAAAAUGGGGUACAUGAAAGUAUAUUUAAGAGUACCCAGGGUACAUGUAAGUAGUACCCGAGCUGACAAUGACCAAUCGAGCAACAUUAACAACCCAAUCUUGAUGAAACUUGGUUAAAUGGUUACCUUGACAAUAUCUAGGCCGAGUUUGUAUGGGGGUCAUAGGGGUCCAAAAAAUACAUCAUCUUGUCAAGGGUAGAAAACCCUUUUAACACUCACUCUCAGGCCACAUUUAUGACUCUGAUCUUGAUGAAAAUUGGUCAGGAUGUUUAUCUGAACAAUCUUUUAGCCAUGCAUGAAUCUGGAAAAAAUAUCACCCAGUCAAGUGUGUGACAAUUGUAUUUCCUUAAACUCAUGUGAGCGCUUUGGGCCAUCGUGGCCUCUUCUUUCAUUUUAAUGUUAUUUUAACUGUUGUAAUUGCCAUGCUUUAAAAAUAAAAAAUGAAAUUAUUAUGUUAAA